AGCGCCUGAACCUUCCAUUUUUUUUUCAGUCAUGUAGGACUUCUGAGGUUCUCAGGAGGCAUGAUGCCAUUAUCAUCUCAGGAACUGAAAUGGCCAGACAAAUCCAGAAGGAAAUACAGGGAGAUGUGGAAUCAUGGAUUUCCCUGGGGAACAGAAGACCUCAUCUCAGCAUCAUCUUAGUGGGUAAUAACCCAGCAAGCCAUACGUAUGUCAGGAAGAAGAUCAGUGCUGCCUCUGCUGUAGGUAUCUGUAGUGAGAUCAUUCUAAAACCUAACGAUGUUUCUCAAGAAGAACUGUUGGAUAUAACCGAUCAGUUGAACAUGGACUCAAGAGUCAGUGGUAUAUUAGUUCAGCUACCUCUGCCAGACCACGUGGAUGAGCGAACUGUAUGCAAUGGAAUUGCCCCUGAGAAAGAUGUGGAUGGAUUUCACAUCAUCAACAUGGGAAGACUGUGCCUUGACCAGCACUGUCUCAUACCUGCCACGGCAUGUGCAGUUUGGGAAAUCCUCAGAAGAACAGGAAUUGAAACAUUUGGAAAAAAUGUGGUUGUUGCUGGAAGAUCGAAGAAUGUGGGGAUGCCCAUUGCUAUGCUUCUGCACACUGAUGGAGAGCAUGAACGACCAGGAGGUGAUGCAACUGUGACGAUAGCUCACAGAUAUACUCCCAAAGAACAACUGAAGAUCCAUACUCAGCUGGCAGAUAUCAUCAUAGUGGCUACAGGUAUUCCAAAAUUAAUUACAUCGGAUAUGGUCAAAGAAGGUGCUGCUGUAAUUGACGUCGGUAUUAAUUACGUCCCUGACCCAGUGACAGGAAAGACAAAGUUAGUCGGAGAUGUGGACUUUGAAGCUGUUAAGAAGAAGGCUGGUUUUAUCACUCCCGUUCCCGGAGGUGUGGGGCCCAUGACGGUGGCAAUGCUCCUGAAGAACACCCUUCUGGCUGCCAAAAAAGUCAUUUACUAGAUCACGGGAGACUAUGAACCAACUGAAGUCAUGCUAUUUAUUUAUUCCACAAAGGGCAAAAACCUUUAUAUUUUACUACAAAGCUAUUUAUUUCUACAUUGUAUUUAUUUUUUCAUGGAUGGAAUCAUUGUGGAUCAGAUGAUUCAUACAACUCUGUGCAUUUCCUGCUGACAAAUUUUGAGUUUUAUGAAAAAAAAAAUUCAAUGGAAACUUUGUUAACAGUUGUUUAUUUUGUGAAUACUAUUUGUUCAUAAGGUUCAAGCAAAAGGGCUCAUAAUAAAUGAAUAUAUUUUUGACAGAAUUAAAUAUCACAUACAGUAUGUUUUCAACAAAUUUUUGUCAUUCAAAUGGGCACCAACAGAAGGUGUCAUGUAGGUGUUCUAAGCAUACUUAUGUAUUUUAUGUUCUUUAUCAUAUGUUGAAAAGAAAUUUGCUAGAAGAGCAAAUUUAAAAAUAGAAUCUUGAUCUCAUAAAUCUCCCAUCUGUAUCCUAUGAAGAAUGAAAAUGAUGCUGUACUCAAGAGAAGAAAAAUAGACAAGGAAAGAAAACAAAAUGCAGUGCUACUUGAGAGAUAGUGAUCAUUUCAAAUUGCGAAUGACUUACUUGCCAAGUAAAACUAUAAUGGGGAUGCAUUAGAUUUACAUGUAAUUUUGUUGUUCCAGAAAAUUUUUUUAGAUAAUAUCUUAUUGAGGAGUAAUGGAAAACCCCAACAAAUACACAGCACACAAGCUAUGGUUGUGGUUUUCCACAAAUACUCAAAAAAUAUUUUAAAUGAGUGAGGCCUUCAAUAAAGAAGCUGCGUGUUUGCUUAAAUCCAGCAAUCUAAUGGGAAAUCCUAACCUGGUGUGCUAAAACAAAGUCUUAGAACAUGACAUGACUGAAACCUACUGCUUUAUUACUCAGUAAUACCCCUUUAUUACCCCUCUUUUGUUUUGGUUCUCAAAGUAGAUGCCAUGUUCCUAACAUAGUUUAAGAUAGGAAAUACAUGUGAA
Molecule: messenger RNA, 1951 nt
Organism: Condylura cristata (star-nosed mole)
Lineage: Eukaryota; Metazoa; Chordata; Mammalia; Eulipotyphla; Talpidae
Gene: MTHFD2L
Product: methylenetetrahydrofolate dehydrogenase (NADP+ dependent) 2-like
Exons: 8
Coding region: 90-959 (289 amino acids)
Biological process (GO): tetrahydrofolate interconversion
Cellular component (GO): mitochondrion
Molecular function (GO): methenyltetrahydrofolate cyclohydrolase activity; methylenetetrahydrofolate dehydrogenase (NADP+) activity; methylenetetrahydrofolate dehydrogenase (NAD+) activity
Source: RefSeq, a predicted model, not a curated record